UGUCGUCUUCUCCAUUGCGACACUGAAACUCAGGCGGCGCCACCAGCCAGAGUCCCACGACGUUGCUCUGCUAGGGUUUUGCUCCACCUUCCUCCCACCUCGCGCCAUCGGAUUCCACCUUCCCAGGUCUCCCCUCCCCUCCCGUCGCCAUGCCUCACCUCGUCCGCGAGCGCCUCUUCUUCGGCGACAUCAACGACGCCAUCGCCGCGCUCACCACCACCGCCGCGGACACCGGCGGCUUCACCCACCUCCUCUCCGUCGUCAGCUCCGCAUCCAUCUCCUUCAUCACCGACUGCCGCCCGGGCCUCUCCAUCCCCACCGAGGAGGUCCGCCGCGUGGUCGCCGGGGAGGAGGGCGCGCCGCCGGUCUCCGCCGUGGCCCCCGGGCGGCUGUUGCGGGUGGUGGAGCGCGCUGGGGUCGGGCUGCGGGUCACGCGGAUGGCCGUGCCGCUGCGGGACACCGAGGAGGAGAACCUGCUCGAUCACCUCGAGCCGUGUCUUGAUUUCAUCGAUGAGGGCAGGAAGGAGGGGAACGUCCUUGUCCAUUGCUUUGCUGGGGUCUCAAGGAGUGCUACCAUCAUCGUUGCUUAUCUUAUGAGAACAGAACAAAAAUCUCUGGAAGAAGCACUAGAGUCUCUUAAGGAAGUCAAUGAGUCAGCCUGCCCAAAUGACGGUUUUCUUGAGCAGUUGAAACUGUUUGAAGAAAUGGGCUUCAAAGUUGAUACUUCAAGUCCUCUAUACAAGCGUUUCCGUUUAAAAUUGCUAGGCCAAUCCUACAAAAUUGGAGAGAAAAUAGGAAGCUAUGUAUUUGAAGAUGAUCCUGGUCUUUCUGGACAGCCUAAUUCUUCUACUCAGGAUUUACCAAACAAACAAACCCAACAAACAGCAUACCGCUGCAAAAAAUGCAGGAGAAUUGUUGCUGUGCAGGGCAAUGUUGUGAGCCAUACUCCUGGUGAGGGUGAAUCUUGCUUUCAGUGGCAAAACAAAAGAAAGGGAGAGCGAUCAUAUAGCAAAGAACAAGAUUGCUCAUCGUUGUUUGUUGAGCCUCUGAAGUGGAUGACUCCAGUGGAAGACGGUGCUUUGGAGGGGAAGCUAUCGUGUAUCCACUGCGGAGCACGGCUAGGAUAUUUCAACUGGUCAGGAAUCCAGUGCAACUGUGGCAGCUGGAUCACCCCAGCCUUCCAAAUUUCCAAGAGCAAAGUUGAUAUUAGUACGACUUAGAUAGUUUUUUUUUUGUGGGGUGUACGACUUAGAUAGUUGUCGGAGGCUAGCAGAUUAUUUCAGGACCAUGUGAGCUGGUGUAAAUACCGUUUUAUCAGAAGGAUUUACGAACUCGAAGGAUCUCGACCGAAGAUUUUCAGAUCCAUUGUGCACUAGAUAGAUAUCAUGAAGCAUUAGCCUCAGAAACCUCCACUGUAUUACUACUUGGUGUUAGAAGACUAUGCCAUCAGUUGCAAUUGUUGGUUCUGAUGAUCUGAGAGGCUAUCAACACGAAUUUCAUUUUGUUUUUUGUUUUUUUGUAUUAAAUGCAUCUGUCUGCAAAUUUGUAAUGCAGUUUUGUUGUACCUGAGUC
Messenger RNA from Oryza sativa Japonica Group (Japanese rice), 1572 nucleotides. The record is from RefSeq and is a predicted model, not a curated record. NCBI's taxonomy places the organism in Eukaryota, Viridiplantae, Streptophyta, Magnoliopsida, Poales, Poaceae.